Molecule: messenger RNA, 2006 nt
Organism: Cucumis sativus (cucumber)
Lineage: Eukaryota; Viridiplantae; Streptophyta; Magnoliopsida; Cucurbitales; Cucurbitaceae
Exons: 6
Coding region: 632-1813 (393 amino acids)
Source: RefSeq, a predicted model, not a curated record
UGGUUUGUUCAUAGUUAGCAAGAAGAAAGUCCCAACCUAACUUUUCCUCAACAAGCUUCCUCCCUUCUUAAUCCUACCUUAUGCUAAACUCAAAUUACUUAAUCCCAAGAAUUUUCAAUUCAGUCAAAACUUUCGGAACACGAUCCACGAAUGAUUCAAUGAUUCUCUCACCCACCGCCACCGGAGCCCACUGAAGGAAUAUAUGAGAUUGAAUUUCUCCGUCGCCAAAACCACCGCCAACUGCCACUUCUUAUCUCUGUCGUCGGCAGCUCUCUCUUUACAUCUUCUCCGUUUCAGGGAAUCAUAGUCUCUCUUGCAACAUUGGAUGACUUUUGAAGACAUUCACGUGUUACCUUGUUUCUUAUUCACCCUUGCUCGCACAUAUGUGUGUGGGUGUGUUUAUGUGGGCGCAAAAAUGAUGGUGAAAAAAGUUCUGGUUUCCGUGGAGUAGACCUUUGCAUUCGGUGCUCUCCUUUGAUAUUGGAUUUUGAAUCCCCUAAUAUGAUAAAGUUUCUUCUCUUUUGUAAAGUUAUUUUGCUUUGCGGGACAUAAUGGCUUUCUCUGUUUUCUAUCAGUAAAAGUUGUCUUUAUACAUAAUAUUGUGAAGGAGAUCAGUUGAUUUAGUGGAAACAUGGCGAAGGGAAGUCAUGAGAAUGUUGCUUUUAUAGAUGUUGAGAAUUAUCGGUUGGAUGAUGUUAUCAUCAUCGAUGAUACUCAAUGUGUAACUAAGGAUUUUCAAAGGGCCAAUAUAUCAACAGAAAGCAGAAAAAGUCCUUCAUGCAUAUAUGUAGAUGAUUGCAGCUCAGAUGAGGAUGCCUGCUCACCUUCAAGAACAUUCCCUCCAUCGUCUCGGCGGCAUUUUGUAGAGUUAGAUGGUCGACAAAGCCGAAAACAAUAUGCAUUUUUUAUGGGGAAGUGUAUGCAAAGCAACUGUGGGAAAGCACCUGCUAGAAAUCAUUUUGGUUUACAUGUCAGUGCCCACAGCAGUUCCUCAGAUAGCGAUAGUUCUGAUUGUGAAGUUAUGGAAGGGUCUUUUGAAAAGCUCCGACAACAGUGGGAAGAGGCUUCUUUGAGGAGAAAGCAUGAUGAUCGUCGUGCUUUCUUCACAGUAGAAGACCAAGAUAAGGCAUCUGCUUCUCAUGGUGGUGAUUCUGAUACAAAUGUUGGUGUCGAAAAUCAAAGGAAGCAGCAAUCUGAAGUACAAGUGUGUUCUAGUCCUGAAAAUGCUGAAAAUGGUGGCUGCUGUUUGUUGACUGAAUUAAAGAGCAAUUCAACUGAAAAUGGUCCUCCAGUACCUCUCAGUGCGAAAGGUUUGAUUUGUGAACGAGAGAGGCUGAAGGAGACUGAUGAAUACAGACGAGCAAUGGAAGAAGAAUGGACAACAAGGCAACAAGAGCUACAAAUUCAGGCUGAAGAAGCACACAAAUUGCGUAGAAAAAGAAAAGCAGAGAGAAUGCGGCUAUUAGACAUGCAAAGAAGACAAAUGAAACGUUUAGAAGAAGUGAGAGAGACACAAAAGAAGGAUGAGGAGAAUAUAAACAUGAAGGAACAACUUCGUGCAGAUGUGAGAAAAGAGCUUAGUAUGCUGGAAAUGAAUUGCACUGAUAUGGCCUCCUUGUUACGUGGCUUGGGAAUUCAAGUUGGAAGUGGCUUACAGCCUUCCUCACAAGAGGUGCAAGCAGCAUAUAAAAGGGCGUUGCUUAAGUUUCAUCCAGAUCGAGUAUCAAGCACAAGCACAGACAUACGCCAGCUCGUGGAGGCUGAGGAAAAAUUUAAACUUAUUUCUCACAUGAAGAAAAAAUUUAUGUGCUAACAAACUUGUAAUUCAAUGCAACCUUCUUUUCUUUUUAGGCUAAUGUCGUAUACUUUUGUUUGCUUUUUUUUUUUUUUUUAGUUCUCACAGGUACAUCAUUAAUUUCUUGGUGGGUCUCAUAAUACGUGUUAAUUUUUUGUUGUUAUUUUUAUUUUUAGUGGUGAAUAGUCGUAGGAAUUCCUUGUUUGUACUA